This is a messenger RNA of Rotaria sp. Silwood1, 768 nucleotides long. The record is from the annotation of a GenBank genome assembly. NCBI's taxonomy places the organism in Eukaryota, Metazoa, Rotifera, Eurotatoria, Philodinida, Philodinidae.
AUGGUGUUAAAUUUGAGUUCAUGGACAUUUUCAUCUUUAUCAAAUGUUAUUUUACCAAUUGAAUUACAAACGACAUUCAAUAGUUUCGACGAUUUUUAUUCUCAUCGUCAUAGUGAUAGAAAACUAACUUGGCUCCAUCAAUAUUCAAUAGGUGAAUUACAAACAAAUUUUACUAAUAAAAAAUAUAUAUUACACGUAACAACAUAUCAAAUUAUUGUCUUAUUAUUAUGUAGGGAAGAAUUAAAUUGGACUGUUGAAGAAAUACAGGAUAAAACACAAAUUCCAUCUAAAUUAUUACUUCAAAUUCUUUCUAGUUUAUUAAUUAAUGCCAAAGUAAUAAGUGAAGGAUUUAUUAAAAAUAAUUUAACAGUUCGAGAGUCAGUUAUAUUUCAUAUAUCAACAUUUAAUAUUCACGAUGAUUUUGAAAAAAAAUUAAUACAUAGUGAAAGUCGAAUUGUUAUUUUAUGGGUUCAAUCCAAUUAUAUACCUUUAAUAUUAGAAGAUGCUCUUAAGUUUGAUCUAGUUGGUCCUGAAUUCAUAUGGAUAUUAAGUUCAAGUAUUUCAUUAGAUUCCUUUAAUAAAAAAUAUCAUGAAAACUUAAUUGGACUGUUAACUAUUGAACCAGUUGCAACAAUUACUCUAAAUGCUCCAUUAAAUACAGCAUUAUUAAAUGCAGCAUAUGAUAUAUGGCAAAAAUAUGAAUCAGAAUCAUUUCCUGGAUCAUCAAAAGUACAUUCUUUUGCAUUAUUUGCAUUUGAUGCAAUAUGA